Messenger RNA from Cydia amplana, 2670 nucleotides. RefSeq lists its product as uncharacterized. NCBI's taxonomy places the organism in Eukaryota, Metazoa, Arthropoda, Insecta, Lepidoptera, Tortricidae. Bases 93 to 2531 code for a protein of 812 amino acids. Gene Ontology annotation, cellular component: nucleus. The transcript is spliced from 4 exons. Gene Ontology annotation, molecular function: zinc ion binding. The record is from RefSeq and is a predicted model, not a curated record.
AGAACGUCAACUACAUGUCAACUCAAAUCUCAAUUGUAAUAUUAUAUAAAUAAAACAGUAUAUUUUAAUGUGUUUGUAUCCUGGUUACCAGGAUGGCGAUGGACCAGGAAGUUGAUGUUAAAUUAUUUAUUACAUGCCGGUUGUGCUUAGAUGAACCUGGAUCAUAUCAAAUUGUCCCUUGCAUUAAGGGGCAAAUAUACUACUGCUUUGGAAUAGAGGUGGAUCCAUUUGAUGGAUUACCUCAGUUGAUUUGCAAAAAGUGCAAGGGUAUGUUGGCUGAUUAUUAUACUACAAAGAAUUUGUUUGUGGAGAAGCAAAAGCAGCUACAUGACAAGUUGCCUCAAAAUGACAAAGAUGCAAAGUCGUCGACACCUCCAAAAACUGAAAGUGUUCCGAAAGAAUCGUCAGCUACAGUAGAAGUGGCCCCUGCAGGCGCGCCGGUGAAACCAGCGGCUGCAGUUCCAGGGGUCGCAGCUAAAGUUGCUCGCCAUGACACUCGAAGAAAAAAGACUUCAUGGAAAAAAGCAUUUAACAAACAUUUUGUUUGUAUAAUUUGCAGUAAAAGUUUUUUAACGGCAGAAUCCAUUAAAAAACAUUCCUCGACGCACAAACGAUUUAUUAAUAAACAUGAAAAAGUAUUUAAAAAGUAUUUGACUGUGCGCUUGAAUAAAAUAGACAAAGAGAAAAAUAGCACUGGUGGUUUACAAAAUGUAGUUGUCAGUAAAAAUAAGAUAAUUGAACGGCUCAAUAGUCAGUAUCACCACUCAUUUUAUUUGAAGAAGGAAUUUGAGGAAGGAAGGACAGACACUGUAGACAGACUUAAGAAUGGAACUGAUGAAAAUGAGAAUGUGGCAGCUAAGAGGCUCCGGGUGUCUUCAGACUCUAGUGAUGACCAAAUUAUUAAAGGUAAGAAAAGAAAAACUGGUCGUCUUGAAUCCAUAAGUUCCACGCAGACUGUUAUACUGGAAGAAACCAAUGAUGCCACCAACGCAGCGAACACGGACGACCAAAGCAACACUAACGAAACGGAGAUCGUUAACCCUGAUUAUAUUAACCUGGACGAUACGUCUUCCGACUGUCCCAAAAAUAAUACAGAAUUAGAAAAAAAGAGAAUAAUGCCAAAACGGCGGCAAGUUAAGGCGGAAGUUGCUGAUUACAAAGCAAUCCAAAAUAUUGUGACAAUGUGCCACAAAAAUUACAUUAAGAAAGUUCAGGCAGACACUGAUUUGACUAAAUCUACAUUUUCUGAAUCUUCACUCAAACACAAAGUUUUAAGCUUAGGUAGAAAAGUAUUAAAUAAACAGGGAUUUGCUUGUACCGGCCUAUUAAGAUAUAUGGAACAUAAAGAUUUAGAUAUUACAUGGACACCUACUACUAAUGACAUGCAGCAAAAAGGUUCUAAUUUUGUGAGAAUUAUGACAAAAUUAAAAUCACGCGAAGAUUCAGAAAAUGAUGAUGCGUGCUGGAAAAAUUUGCACGACAUUUCAUUUUGUAGAGAUACCGGUGUGGAGGUCGUGUUAGCUACCGUCCCCGAUGUCAGAAGUGACGAUCAGGCAUCACUUCAAUCUGCCCAAACUGACGAAGAUCCAUCGUUUGCCGGCGCUCCCAGUGAGACAAACGACUCAAACUAUAGAAAUAAAUUGUUAAAUAAAACUCCCGUUGCCAACCCGCGGCAACUGCCUAAAAAAAAUAAUGUGUCUGAAACUAAACUCGUUGUCGCAACUGAUGAUGCAGCCAUGAUGCCAUCAAACUUAAUUAGCAAUUGCUUAGAAGACGCGCAGGUUGAUGACGAUAAUAUGUGCUUGCCAAUUAUAACGUCAACUACAUCAUUGUCUGUAAAUGUUAGUGAAAAAGAAAAACAAGAAGUUUCCGUCUUGGAAAAACCAGCACCUCGUAUCAAAGUGAAACCUGCGUCAGAGUUGAUGACGGCGAGAGCUUUAAACAACCAGGAAACAGAAAAGGAAAUCUGGACGUUUAAUAAGAUCCAAAGUAGUUUACCUCAUCAUUUAACAAACACAGCCGUUACGGUUCACGCGCCGAUGACCAACUCACACAUGCUUGCGUCAAAUAAUCACACGGAUGAGCAGCGACGACAAAAUGCAUGCAUAUUAUUAGAUAGCCUUCAGUUCCCUAAUACCAAAACAUCGGCGCCAUUCCAGUAUUUUAGAAAAGUCCUGCUCGUCCACGGCUUACAGUUAUUGGAUUUGAAUGAACAUUUACCUGAACAUUUUAACUGUCUCAUCAAGUUUAGGCUAAAGCUUAAACAAAACACUAAAAGGCCUAUCGAGGUCCUGUUGUCUUUGCAUUGCUCAAAAGAUUAUUUUUGUUUUUCUUUUAAAGACACUAAUUCUAAAAUUUUUGAUCCCAAUCAGUUAUCCGCAUUUUGGCAAUGGGAGUUAUUGAAAAUAUACAAAACCGAUGUCACCGAGAAAAUUUUGGAGAAUGCUAUGAAAGUAGGUAAAGAAGUACAUGAAUAUACGAAUCUUUUCUUAAGUUUACUUAAAUCUAUAAAUUUAAUUAAGGAAGCGUAGCGCUACCAAUGAAUACUCACUUGUGAAUGAGCUCGAUUUUCUAUUAGUCCCUAGUUGAUUUAGACUGAUAAGCAGUAAAGAUAUUAAUUAGAGUAUCUAUCAAUGAAUAGUUAGUGCCGGUUUCGGCGACAAAGUGAUC